CUUGAGUGCACUAAGUAGAGAUGUUUGCGCGCUAGAUGGUGUUUGAGGCCGUAUCGCUCACACUGUUGUGAUUACAGUUAGCUCUGUGGGCUUUUAUUUGAGCUUUUUGUCAUCCAAGUUGCUGACCAUUUACCAGUUAAUAUCUUAAGUGAACUUUGUCAUCACCUUAGAUCCUUAUCUAUUGGAUUUAUGGAAGCUUUCGAUGUAAUGGCUGAUGAAGAAAUCAAUUUAAAGGAUGCCCUUAUCCGGUCGCUGAAUGAGGAGGGUAUUUUACCAAAGCUUCAAGCUCAGUUGAAGGCAGCGGUUUACUUAGCUUUGGAGAAGCACAAUUAUGCAGAAGGAAUACCGUCUUUGAACCAGUCUGUCCGAUCCUUUUGGUCAACGGAAGAUGGCUUGAUCAUUGCCUCAUUAUUAGUCGACUUUAUGACUGUUAUGAAGUUCGAAAAUACAUUAAAUGUGCUGAAGCAUGAAGCUCAGAUGGAGCAAUUGCAAGUCCUAGAUGGUGAUACAUUGUUAUCUCUUUUACCUGUCAAAAGAACAUCAGAGAACUCUCCAGUGUUGCUGAGUUUGCUAGAAGCAUUGAAAAAUCUUCGAACCUCCAAUAUAGAUGAAACAGAUUCAUCUCCUUCGGUUUCCAACAAUUCGCGUAAAAAGUCGAGCAGAAUACCUGUCUUGCAGAGUCGUAAAAUGAGUCUACAGUCUCAAGCUUCUGAUGAAACAGUUGGCACUCCAAGUCAUAAGGUUAGUAAAUCAUCCAAAGCGAGUGAAUCCCCAAGGAUUCAUCAGGAUUCUGCAUUUCAAGAAACAAUCAAUAACUGCAAUAACAGGCUGAAUAUGCGUUCACCGACAUCUGGUUUUGCUGAUUCCUUGCAUCCAUUAACUCCAACUUCUCCAACCUCAGGAAAUGUUAGCAAGGCUGAAUCUAUUGGGAGACCGAAUUCUGGAUAUAUUUCUCCAUCAAUAGUUAGAGUGUAUGCACCUGUAAAAAAACAGUCCUCUGUAAAUGAUGACAAAUCAGAUGUAGACGAUGAAGACGACGAUAUUGAAGAGGUGCUAAGGACUGAAGAAUCGGUCGCAGAUGAUGCAGUCGACCAAACUGUUGAUUCGGAGCAGAGUCUGGGUCUAGAUUACGUGGAAGAAGUCCAACCAAUGCUCAGUCAUGUACCGCCAACACGUGCUGUUAAUAACUGAGUGGUCUGUAAUCAUACGCAUUGUUCGUAGCUCUUAAGCUUCUGAGGAUUUCCUUAUGCAUCACUGAUCUAUGAUUCAAAACGUAUUGUUAUCUAGUUUUUCUAAUGUUCCUUGUUUCCGGAAUUCCAAUCCACUCGCUUAUAUGGUUUUAGUGAUGUUUACAUUAAACAAACAAAACCGCGUGAACUGACAGCUUAACUUUUUGAUGUUCGCGUUUAAUUUUGUCAGUGUAUAAAAUACAUCACACUUCUCUACUGCUUGGAUAAACAUUAAAAGGAAAAACACGUUUGUUCCUACUUCUGUAAUAAUGGUUUACUGAUAAAUAGGUGCGUGAUACAAAUUUUGAGAUACAUACUGAAUUACGUAAUUGAUAGUGAGAUUUUAAAUGUAUUCUUAGAAUUAAGGCUUUUUCAAAUUAUUAGUUCAAAGGGACUGGUAAAAGCUUUUUAUAAACAGAUAAAAACUAUAAAAAAAAUCUAAUCAUGGUAGCGUACAUCCGGUG
Molecule: messenger RNA, 1693 nt
Organism: Heterobilharzia americana
Lineage: Eukaryota; Metazoa; Platyhelminthes; Trematoda; Strigeidida; Schistosomatidae
Source: the annotation of a GenBank genome assembly